This is a messenger RNA of Pungitius pungitius (ninespine stickleback), 895 nucleotides long. It is a transcript of the gene med29, whose product is annotated as mediator complex subunit 29. Gene Ontology annotation, biological process: regulation of transcription by RNA polymerase II. Gene Ontology annotation, cellular component: mediator complex. Gene Ontology annotation, molecular function: transcription factor binding; transcription coregulator activity. The record is from RefSeq and is a predicted model, not a curated record. The transcript has 4 exons. Bases 42 to 611 code for a protein of 189 amino acids. NCBI's taxonomy places the organism in Eukaryota, Metazoa, Chordata, Actinopteri, Perciformes, Gasterosteidae.
UAAAGAACCCAGCUUCCGGCUUUCGCGUUGAAGCCGGUAAGAUGGCGUCUCAGCAGCAGCAGUCUGGCGGGCCAAUGUCGCAGGCCGGGUUGCAGGCUGCUUCAAUACAACAACAGCAGCAACAACAACAACAACAGCAACAGCAGCAGCAGCAGCAGCAGCAAUUGAGCCAACAACAAGACUUUGAUCCAGUACAUCGAUUUAAGAUUCUUAUUCCACAGUUAAAAGAGAGUCUGCAGAAUCUCAUGAAGAUCGCAUCCCUCAAUUUAGCCCAUAACACUACGAUUGACAACGGCAUCAAAAGCAGCGACACCUCCGUCCAGCGCUUCGACAAGAGCCUCGAGGAGUUUUACGCCCUGUGUGAUCAACUGGAGAUGUGUUUGCGGCUGGCCUACGAGUGCCUCUCGCAGAGCAUCGACAGCGCCAAGCAUUCGCCCAACCUGGUUCCAACCGCCACCAAGCCGGACACGGUGCAGACCGAGUCCAUGUCGUAUGCCCAAUACCUCGGCAUGAUCAAGUCUCAGAUCUCCUGUGCCAAAGAUAUCCACAACGCUUUGCUGGAGUGCUCCAAGAAGAUCUCGGGGAAGGGACCGCCUCAGGCAAUCAUGUGAUACCACCACUCUUUCUACUUCUGGUGACAUUUUUGAGAAGAAUGAUGCAUUCCAUAUUUUGGGCUCUUCCCAUAUGCAGAACCAAGUUUGCUUCAAUAUACUGUUUUUCAUUUCUCAACAUCCUGUAUAUUUGGUUAUGAUUUAUUUUUUUAACUUGAGUCUUGUAAACGCUGCGUGAAUAAUCAAGAUAAAAAGUCAUGUCCUAAGGUGACCAGAAGGUGGAGGCAGAGUUGUACCUGUCCUUUUGUAGCUUAUUUGUAUUGAAUAAAAAUGUUUUUACUGCU